Molecule: messenger RNA, 3647 nt
Organism: Aphis gossypii (cotton aphid)
Lineage: Eukaryota; Metazoa; Arthropoda; Insecta; Hemiptera; Aphididae
Exons: 3
Coding region: 544-2367 (607 amino acids)
Source: RefSeq, a predicted model, not a curated record
CUGCCAGAGACGAGCUCAGUUUUCGUACAGGUGUCGACCCGCGUGCAAUCACCCGGUGCGGCGCAACAUAAUCAUAUUUUAAAGUAUUAUCGUAUACAUAAAAUAUAAUAUUGUCGAUAUCGUUUCGUUUGCGUAAUUUAUCGUUUACAACAAUCCGUUCGGAAUUAUUAUUAUCGGAGUGUGCGGUGUUUUAAUUAACUAAUCUUUGUCGAUUGUGUCCAUUUUUUUUUUUUUUAAUACUAUUUAAAUUUUUUAUUAUUUAUUUUCAUAGUUUUAAUUUUUCGCGUUUUAAGUAACACACAGAUGAACAGUGCUCGGUGAUCGCCGCCUCGGAUGGAAUAUCGUUUUUCGAAAUAUUAUGACUUACAGUGAUUACUACUGCUAACGAGGACAUCUUUGGGGCUAAUGUAAUAAACCCUAAUAACAAUAACAGGAAUAAAAAAAAAAAAGUGAAAAGACCAAUGUCGUUGGUUCCCAAUCAACGUGAACGGACAACCCGUAGAUGGUCACGCGAUUUAUACAGUACGCAUAGUCCAUAGACGUAUGGUGACGAUGAGCGCGACAACAACGACUACGGCCGACUGCGAGCUGCUGGGUCGGGGACCCGUUCAAGGAUCCGCCGACUCGGACAGCCUGGCCACGCUGGUCAGACAGCUGUGCAAGAAGCAGCAACAGCGCGGACGGUUGCCGGGACGACGUUGCACGGUAUCGUGCAGCCGGGACGCCGGUCUGGAGAUCGUGCCGUACCAGAGGAAGAGGCCGGACGACGAGGGUUUCGAGUCGGACGAGGACUUGGCGUCCCUGGGCUCGUACGAUGAUCCUGCCAAGAGGAAAACGGGAACGUUGGCCGCCGUGUCGGCUGCGGCUGGUGCGUCGUCGGACAGCGCCAACAGCAGUGGCGUUUCCGAAGACAGCGAUGACGCGGACGCCGCUUCGCUGAGAGGCGGACAGCCGCCAGUCGCGAUCGCCGUCGAGCCGACCGACGGGUCCGGUCGCGAGGCGUAUGGACUGACCGACGUGGCGUUCUGUCACACGGACGCGGCCGCGCUGCCCGGCAUCGCGGUAUGGGUGAUCAAGACCAGGAGGACGCCAUCCGCGGGCCUGGAAGCCAUCGUAGUCCGGAGCCGGGACAACCGGCUGCAGGACGUGUGCCGGGCUUACCAAGAGCACAGCAGGCGCUUGAAGCUGGAACCCAAGCCUUGGGCAUCAGGCCACGCAAAUGGCGGACCGCUGUCGUCGCAGAGGCGCAAGACCGGCAGCGGCGUAGUCAGCGGUGCCACGAACGGCCACGUCGCGCUUACGGCGAUGCCCGAAGUGAACCGCUUCAACCUGGUGCAGCGGACCGACACCGACGGGGUGACGCACAUCGAAGUCACGGCGGGACCCGUAGUGGCGGCGGCAGCGGCCAACUCAGCCACCAGGGACUCGUCUAUCAUAAGCAUAAGCACACCUGAAUCGCCGAGACCGACGGCCAAAGACCGAUUGUUCGGAGACGAGGACGACCGUGACCGAGACGACGGCGGCAGCGGCGACGGUGGCGUCGAGCCGCCUCCGCAGCGACCGGAAAGGAGGAAGUACAAGGUGAAAUCAGACGGCAGUGACGGAAGCAAUGAAGACUAUAGGCGGCAACAAAAGGUGGUCAGGGGUCAGUUUAUCAGGGUCAACGUCAACCACAGCGCCGUGGUGCCACCGGCCAGCCCGGAACCGGAAAGGAAGUCCGGUCUGCAGGAGUCGCAGGCCAAGGCGACCACCGGACCGUCGCCGACGACCGUCGUCUCGGACCGGCUGUGGUCGACGGCAGAUUACGACAGGUUGGACGGCCGGUACGAACAACACAGACGGUCCAGCAACAGUCGGACUAGGAGCAGGAGUACGGGACCGGGUCGCCGGCAACAGCAUCCUUUGCAGCUGACUGCUGUACAGCCAUCGCACCCUCCACCGGUGGCAUUUAGUCGGUACCCGAACGUCGAGCAACAGCAGCCGUCGUCGUUCGGCAACCGUUUCUUCGGCAAACUUCGCGAGAUAACUUCCGGCAAUCAGUCACCCCCGCUCCAGGACCUGCAGCCCGUGACUUUCCGGCGACGCAACAGCGUCGGCGAAUCUGUCACUGCCAACUUCUAUCAAUACUUCAGCCAUCAACACCACCAUCAACACGGCAAAUACCAGCAACAGCAGCAACAGCACCAGCUCUACCAGCAGCAGCUCCAGCAGCAGCAGCAGCAACAGAGACAACAGGCCAAGAACGGCGGACACCUCAAGUCGGUGAUCAAGAAGAACAACAACAAGAGCCAACUCUAUCAGCAUACCUACGACGAACCCAAAAAGGUCACGUUCAGCGCCUACGCCACUGUUCAAGUGGUCGAUUAACUGUGGUAGGCACUCCCCCUUCCCCUUACAUUCGUUGUACCAUAUACAAAGUUUACUUGUGUUAUUUAACGUCAGUCGUCGUCGUGUUACCAAUAGAUUUAACCGGUCACGUUGACCGCCUGUCGGGCAAUAGGGCGUAGUAUAUACAUUACCAAAAAAUAAUUGCUCAAAUUCACUUACGUUAAUACGUAUGUUACUGUUAUGCACUUCAUACAUCUCAAUGUCUGAUCAACAUCUGAUCAAUCAUUGGUUGUGGGGCGAUUCGAUUCUAUAAAAAUGGCAAAUAAUAAAUGUCUAUAUUUAACGUUUUAAUGACAGUUUAUUUCGCCUUGUUUUCAUUUUAAUAACGAAAACAAUCGUAGCACCACAACAUACAUAUUUCGUUCCAAAUCUCGUUUUCUUUUCCCGUCAAAAACUCAAUCAUCGAAUCGAAAUCUAAUAAAUCGUUAUGGUCGCACGUCACAUCGGUCAUUGUAUUAAGAGGUCAAGUUCGUGUCUUCGUCAUCGAAGGCAUCUGUAAACUGGGCCCCAGACACGACUGUAUUCAUCGUUAAAUUACUCUACUUCCUUUUACGUGGGAAUCCUACGAUUGUUUCAUCGUUUUAUCUUCGGCCGGAAGAUAGUAAACGGACGGAAACGACAUUAAAAUACAACUCAUGUUUAUUUUAAUACAGUGGACCGUAAACCUAUAUUAUAAUCUAUAUAUUAUGUAUAUGUGUUGCACUACUGAAUAUUACGUCAUUGUUGUUCUAGUUUUGAGAAUGUGAUCGAUCAAUUAUUAUUAUUAUUCUAUUAUAUGUUUUUAACGACAAGCCAUUCACGAAUAUUACGCCCUCUUACCCGUUACGCGUUCGCGUUAUAUUCUAGUAAAGCUAUUCACUAUUCAGAUUGUUGCUCAUUAAACGAAAUACUAAUAUAUUUUUUAUAUAAUAUUAUAUAUUAUAUAUUACCUAUUUAAUAUGUCAUCGCUGGCGCGUAUAUUAUUGAAUAUUAUAUAUUAAGUUAACUUAUAUACGCAAAAUUUUAAUUGUAGACAAUAAGAGUAUAACUUAAUUUUCUUAUUAUAUCUAUCAAUUACAUAUUAUAUUUUUUUUCUGUAUAACAUAGAAAAAACGACACCGCUGCAAUCAUCAUAGAUAGCUGGUAUUUGCAUGUGUUUUUUGGGACCGAUAUUGUUUGUAUUUUUAUUUAUAAAAUUUAAUGUGCAUGUAUAGUUAUGCCGUGUAAAUACAAAAUAAUAUAUACAUAAACAUUAUACCAGUCAUUACAAGAUAUAUAAA